AUGGGCAGGAAACCGGAUCCCAAGAAGAAGGAGGCGAAAGCCGCCUCCAAGAAGAAGAAUGGAUAUGCUGACAAAGGUGAAAAUCAGCGUAUGUCUGCCGAAUCCAUCGGCUUCCAGAUCAGGACCGGUCCCGAAGCUCCCAGCAAGACGGGCGCCAGCAUGGACAUCGACGUCAAUGAGAUCGUGGUCUUUGCAGGGAAGCAGGAGCUUCUCUUCAAUGCCACGCUCAGACUCGCCCAGGGCAUCAAGUACGGCCUGAUUGGCCGGAAUGGUGUGGGCAAGAGCACCCUCUUGCGGGCGAUGGCCGAGCGCGAUGGCCUGGGGCCCCCCAGCAUCGGUCGUGCUCGGAGGUCGCAGGGGACACCCGUGUCCGUUCCAUGUCGGACCCCCUUCUGCCGAGGCAGAGGUGGGUGGGUCAACCCACCAGCAGCCGGAGCCUCCGUAGUGCUAAGUCGUUGUUGA
Messenger RNA from Durusdinium trenchii, 462 nucleotides. NCBI's taxonomy places the organism in Eukaryota, Dinophyceae, Suessiales, Symbiodiniaceae. The record is from the annotation of a GenBank genome assembly.